Molecule: messenger RNA, 2223 nt
Organism: Nomia melanderi (Alkali bee)
Lineage: Eukaryota; Metazoa; Arthropoda; Insecta; Hymenoptera; Halictidae
Source: RefSeq, a predicted model, not a curated record
ACGGAAAUCUAAAUUCACUCAAGUUUUGGCGCUUGAUUUAAAAUAGAAAUACAUUAAAUACGUAAUAAGUUACUAUAUUUUUUUUUAAUGUUCUAUGGUAACGUUGAUGAAAUGGAAUUUGUUUAGUCAUAAUUACUUGUCGAUUCUACAUUAUAUUAUAUAUACAUUUAUUUUACUUAAUAGAGUAAGAUUCUGUUUAUCGUAGAAGAUACGUUUAAAAGAAAUAAAACGCUAAAUAAAACAAUGUUAAACGGAGCAGUGUUAAGCGUGAUCUUACUAUAGUUAAAAUGUUUUAUAUAAUAAUAUAUGUAAUAUACUAUAAUAUUAGAAUUAUAAUGAACACAAACGUGUAGUAAACGUGUAAUAAACACAACCAAAAGUGAUAUAUAAACAAAUGCAAUUGAAUUGAACACUCAUAGAAUUGCUACAUACCAGUCUCGGGCAGCUACUAAAGUAGAGGUAGAGGGGGAAUAAAGUUACUAGCGUGAGGAGAGCAGAUAACUGGAUGUCUUCUGUUUGUGCUGUGUAUAUAUUACUCUUUUUUCUUUGCAUUGGGACAAUUGAUACAAGCAUUUUAAAUCCUAGUGACGUAACAUUUAUUGUGUUGAGUCAAAAAGAGGGUUAUCAUGCAGCACAUGCCGAUGUUUUAAAGAAAAGUAUUAUUGAACAGGCUAACACUCUUGAUAAGGAUCCUCCUCAAAUAAUUUUGUCCCAUGAGUUGAACAUUAAUGGAUCGUGGACAAUAAUACCACUAUUGGAACAUACCCAUCCAACUUCGAAGUGGUUUUUCUUUUGUUUGGAAAAUACAGUAAUCAGAUUAAUUAAACUAUUAAAUACUUUGUCUAAGUAUAAAGAGAAUAAGAAAUUAUGGAUCGGUCAUGCAUUAUAUGAUCACGAACCAACAAUCAUACAUCAUUUUGCAGAGCAUAAUAUAAAAUUUAAAUAUCCGCAUAUAGCUUCAGGUUUUGCUAUAACAUCAGCUUUGAUGAAUAGUUUAGUACAAAAAAUCAUUACAGGAGAUAAACCUAAAGAUGACUUUUCAAUUGAUGUAUCAUACGAAUUUGCAUUAUUUGUUUUAAAUGUUGAUAAAGGAAUACGAUUAACACAUGCAUCUGAAAUAUGUAUUGUAUCUAGUCCUGACUGUGCCACUUAUCCAAGAUUUUUUCAUCCAUGUGAUUCAUCUGUAUCUACUGAGAACGCAUAUUUUGCUGUAAAAACAUGCACCAAGUAUCACAUUGAUAGAAUUCCUGUAGUCAAGAGGACAUGGGCAAAACAUGUUAAAAAUAUUGGUUACUAUAGCGAUGGAGCUGAUAAAAAUUUACCAGAGGCUUUUAUUGUGCCAAAUACUACACAUGGACACUGUGCUAAGACUUAUAAUAUUUUAGUACAAGCAAACAAGAUACUACAGAAAAAUAAUUUAAAUUGGUUAAUAAUCUGUGAUGAUGAUACAAUGUUUAGCAUAGCGCGUUUGAUGCGUUUGUUAACAUGCUAUAACCCCAAUACUCCUCUUGCAAUUGGAGAAAGAUAUGGUUUCCGUGUAUGGGACCGUUCUCAUGGAUAUGAGUAUUUAACAGGCGGUGCUGGACUUGUUUUAUCUAAACCCUUAGUUCAUGAAAUGGUACAGGCAGGCAGAUGUGAUUGUCCAUCCGCCACAACUCCAGAUGACAUGUACCUGUUUGGUAUAUGUUUAACACGAAUUGGAGUACAACCUGUUCAUUCACAACUGUUUCAUCAAGCACGUCCAUCCGAUUACGCAACUUCCUAUCUUGCGUCUCAGGAACCUGUAUCUUUUCACAAGUUUUGGAUGAUUGAACCACAAGUAGUUUAUAAUGAAUGGUUUGCCGAAGCAGAUAAGUCUUUAAUUACAAUGAAGAGACACACCGAACUAUAAUAUCAGUACCCAUGUCCUCCACAGGAUUCUCUGCAGUCUUGAAUGAUAUCUCGGCUAGUCCAUGAACAGAGUGGUUUGGCUGCAGAGGAUAAUGCGUGAAUCUCCAUACCUUCGUGAUCAAUAUUAUCGUCAUUUUUUGCAUUUGAUAGUUUAAGUUGAAAUUCAGACAUCUGAGUCACAAAUGCAGAGGAAAAGACUUUUAUUGCGUAUAUUGAUGCCAAGUGGGGGAACAGUCGCCAUUGCUACGCAUUUACGAUAAGUUUUAAUUACACUAUAUAUAUUGCGAAAUAUUAUUAUAUUUCUUUAACGAAUUUUUAUUCCGUCAAUCUAAA